UAGGAUUGGAGGUAUCAAGAUAGUUUUCCCAUGGGCGGCUCAGAACCAGAACCAAUUAAUAAAAAAGUAGGAUUAGCAAUCAAAUUUCAUUGAAAUAUCUUGAAAAUCGAACCAAAACUUAAUUUGCGGCCAAUCUGUUCCAUUUAUCUGUUGAACAUUUUUUAACAAUAUGUUCUUAAGAGAUAAAAGUGUAUAAUUAGGUGUUAGACUAGAAGGGACAGAAAAAUUUAAUUGGAUAAUAAACCCAGAGGGGUCGACUCCGCGCAUGUUUAACUUAUACAUAUAUAUUAUAUCAAGCAUUAAUUGAAGAUGGAAGAUUUAUCAUGAGGAGUCUACUGGAGUAUAUAUCCCAGUUUAGUACAGGAAGAGAAAACUACAAGAAUUGUUUCUGUACAAAUUCAAUUUCUUGCUGAAUCGAUAAAAUAUAAUAUAUUAGGAGUAUAUAAUGGAUAACGAUGCUGAUGCCAACUACGUGGAGAUCGAGCAGCGGCAAAUCGAGACGGAGGCAUACUACUUCACCGUGGAUCGGGACAUGGCGGAGCGCAUGCUCUGCGGACGUGAGGAUGGCGCCUGUUUGGUGCGUCCCUUUAAGGCGACGGAUGUUUCCAUCAAGUACAUUGUGAGCAUCUGUGCGGAUCGGCAGUUCUAUCACCUGUUUGUGCGCCAAAUCGAUGGACGACAACGUUUCGCCAUUGGCCAGUUGAAGCCGCACGAGCGGCACUUCGCUUCGCCCUGCGAGAUCAUCGAAUUCUACGUGGAACACGCGCUCCUCUGCACCAACAAGCAGCGCAGCCAGAGCGUUCGCCUGAGGCCCAUCAGCUGUGCCUAGGCAGGGAG
Molecule: messenger RNA, 837 nt
Organism: Drosophila novamexicana
Lineage: Eukaryota; Metazoa; Arthropoda; Insecta; Diptera; Drosophilidae
Exons: 2
Coding region: 446-829 (127 amino acids)
Biological process (GO): intracellular signal transduction; cell surface receptor protein tyrosine kinase signaling pathway
Source: RefSeq, a predicted model, not a curated record